UCCUGUUUUCUAUCGUUCUCUCCUGUGAGAGAAGUGCAAUUGAACCGCUUUACUGUCUCAGCUCAAAUCGUCUUUCAAUAGGUUAUGGGCCUCGACUGCGUGGACACUGCGUCAAGGAGCUGAAGACUUGGGUGCUUCCCAUUUGAGUGCGAGUUCCCCAAAGGAAAAACCGGUGUCGAGGAGUACAUCGAGAACAUGGCGCUCGAGGAGUUGCCGGAGAUCGUGAAGAGCAUCCGCCGACAGUCGGAGCGCUGGCCUCAGUAUGAUGGCCAUGACACGAUGAAGUUGAUCGAGCUGCGCGAGGUCAUCAACGCCGUUUGCGACAGCUACGAAGUCCCGUACCUGCCAGAGCUCAAGAGCUUGGAGGAGGAGGAUUUGCAAGCCGCUGCCAUUGAGGAGAAGCACGGGCCAGGCCCGAAGGACAACGUCAAGAAGCUCAAGGAAAUCAAUAAUGUGAUUAUUGUCGCACUUUCGACGUGUCUCACCGGAACAGCUCGCUUAGUCUUGAGUGGCCUUAGGAAGGAAAUCAAGAGCGGCCAUGGUCGUGGAAUGAUACUACACGACUGGAUUGAUCGAACCGACAUCGAUCUGGAGGCGCUGGAGAGCGUGUUUGCGCAAGCUGAAGCUGAUUUGAUCACCACGAAGCUGCAGAGUCAAAAUGAUCUGAGCAACUACCGGCGCAAGAUUGACCUGACAGUGUCGACGCUGCGGAUGAGCAGCAGGUUUGUCGAGGAGGACACGGUCAAGAAGUUGGUGAGCAACCUGCCCACACAAGCGCGUGUCUACGUGGAGGACAAGAUGGAAACCAUGGGUGACAGCAAGAAGAAGAUGGUGACUUUUUGGACCAUCCUCAAGAGGGCAGUGAUGUGCAUGCCAGAUGUGCCCAUGGAGCGCGAGGAAGCCUACUACGCCCAAGGAGGGCGCGGCCGCGGUGGUCGACAGAGGAAGCAUGAGCCGGAGGGCAAGGACUUGCACCGGUUCAACGGCAAUUGUCACUACUGCAAGGGCUAUGGCCACAAGAAAGCAGACUGUGAGGCUUGGCGGGGCCUGAGGAGGCAAAUUUUCAUCUGCGUGCGGACCAAGGCAUGGCUAUCGUGGACUCGGGUGCCAGCAGCCACUUCCUCAACGAUGAACGUUUGUUUGAGACCAUGA
Messenger RNA from Monosiga brevicollis MX1, 1152 nucleotides. RefSeq lists its product as uncharacterized. The transcript is spliced from 3 exons. The record is from RefSeq and is a predicted model, not a curated record. Lineage: Eukaryota; Choanoflagellata; Craspedida; Salpingoecidae. The coding region runs from base 196 to 1152 and encodes 318 amino acids.